AUGAUGGACCGAUCACGGCUUCUGCGGGCGGCGGAGUUCAAGCAGAAGUCCCGCUGGUCAAGCGUGUGGCCCAACAUGCACUACGGCGCGAUGUUCCUCAACUACAGCGUCGGCAGAAAACUGCCAAUGAAGGGCGUCAACUGGGUCACGCGGGACUCCAACCGCUUGGUGAACUUUACGAAUCGAUACAGCGCCGUCAUUGCUGACAUUGACGUCACGCGGACGGAAGAGGAGCUGGGCAUCAAUCUUAACGACAUUCGUUGGAAUGAUCACCGCCGUAUUUACUGGAAAUGUUCCUUCUGCGGCUCACAAUAUCGCAAGAACGUCUCUGUGCGCACCAAAUUUCAUGCCGGUUGCGGCAUGUGCAAGCGCCGAUUCCCCUCUGAGGUUCUUGACGAACAGCACGCAAGCCCCCCACUAAUGGAGAUUGCUCCAGAGUUGCUGCAGCAGCUCAUGGAGAGCGACAAGAAGGAAAAUCUAGGGUCCCUUGCACACACCAGCAAGUUCAACGCAGAAUGGAUAUGCCAAAGCUGCGGGGGACCGUACCGUGCAACGAUUCGAAGCCGCACCGGUGCGGUGGAGCAAGGGCAGUGCCCCCUACACCCGGACGCAACCGCGUGGUCGGCGUACUGUCCGUCGUGCUCAUGGAAGCCGAACAUGGCCCCUGUUGCAGAGGAGGUGAGUCGCACAGGUCAGUUUCUUGGGUUAGAGUAUUCUACAAAGGAGACGCAGCAGCAGCAACAUUCACGUAUUCCGCGCAGGAAAAAGUUGGUUUGCUGA
This is a messenger RNA of Trypanosoma grayi, 780 nucleotides long. RefSeq lists its product as hypothetical. The record is from RefSeq and is a predicted model, not a curated record. Bases 1 to 780 code for a protein of 259 amino acids. NCBI's taxonomy places the organism in Eukaryota, Euglenozoa, Kinetoplastea, Trypanosomatida, Trypanosomatidae. The transcript has a single exon.